This is a messenger RNA of Musca vetustissima, 2204 nucleotides long. Its product is annotated as fez family zinc finger protein erm. The record is from RefSeq and is a predicted model, not a curated record. Gene Ontology annotation, cellular component: nucleus. The coding region runs from base 67 to 2130 and encodes 687 amino acids. NCBI's taxonomy places the organism in Eukaryota, Metazoa, Arthropoda, Insecta, Diptera, Muscidae. The transcript has 2 exons.
UUUGAAUUGAAUUCAAAACUUUGGCGCCCAACAUUGGAUAUUAAAUCCCCGGGAGCUGCACCAAUUAUGGUCUACUUUAGUCCUCGUGGCAUGCAACCCUGCAGUCCAUCAGGCGUUUUAGCGGUAACAAUGCCUCCAUCAAAAAGUCCCACAAUGGAAUGUGCUGCUGGUCAAAAAACACCAGAACCCCAAAUGCAAAAUGCAGCCACAGGCAGUGGCAACAACACCAAUACCAACACACCAUCAGCGACAGCAGCAGCAUCAACAACAACAUCAUAUUCAUCACCAUUGAGUACCCGUAACUGUCCAUUGAAAUUUUCCAUUGCGAAAAUUAUGGAACCAGAUCAACGUACCCAACAGAAUACAACCAGCGUCACAACCAUCGCUGAUGAUGAGCGAUCUUGCAGUCCCAUUGAAGUGACCAGUGAUGACUGUGAAUCAUCUACCAAUGCCAAUACUACCGAAGAGAAUUAUGAUUCAGCUUUUAAGAAAUAUGUACCAUCAUCUUCAACGUCCAAUGGCAACUUGACGUCAUCGUCCGCACCAAUUGUCAAUAAUGUUGCAUCCUCCAGCUCGGCAGCAGCAGUUCAGCAAUUUGUCUCCACCCGUCACCAGGAGUUACUUAGCCAAUAUCCUCUUUUAUAUUAUGCAGCUCCCAAUCAAUUGAUGUGCGCCGCAGCUGCAGCUCAAUAUGCUGCCCUCACCGCCGCCCAACAACAAUCGCUGUUGGCCGGUAAUCCUGCAGCUACCGCUGCCCAUUUAAGCUCCUUUACAGCCUCACUAAACUCCCUGCACAGUCAAACGCUACGUCGUCAAUUAGCCGCUCCCGGUACCAGCCAUCAUUUGGCAGCAGCUGCUGCAGCCGCCGCCGCUGCUCAAGCUGUACAUCAUCAAGCUUUAGCCUCGGCCCAUCCACAAUUGCAGCAAACCUUGGAGAAGUCGCCUGUGGCACACAAAUCCCGCGAAUCAUCUCUAACUCCUUCCUCAGCCUAUCAUUCACUAAAGCGCAAACACUCACCCGCCUCUAGUCACAAUAACACAUCGUCAUCGAUCAGUGAUCCCUGUUCACCACCCGAAGCCCAAAGAUCUCGUGCCGAUUCGCCCAGUUCCAUUGACGACAGCCCAAAUUCUGCAAAUGGUGGCAAACAAAAGACCUUCUCUUGCUUGGAGUGUGGUAAAGUGUUCAAUGCCCACUAUAAUCUAACCCGUCAUAUGCCUGUUCACACCGGAGCUCGGCCAUUCGUUUGCAAGGUCUGUGGCAAAGGUUUCCGCCAAGCAUCCACUUUGUGCCGUCACAAAAUCAUCCAUACCUCCGAGAAGCCUCACAAAUGCCAGACAUGUGGCAAGGCCUUUAAUCGCUCCUCCACCCUCAACACACAUACCCGUAUCCAUGCCGGCUACAAGCCUUUUGUGUGCGAAUUCUGUGGCAAAGGAUUCCAUCAAAAGGGCAACUACAAGAAUCACAAGCUUACACACAGUGGCGAGAAGGCCUACAAGUGCAACAUUUGCAACAAGGCCUUCCAUCAGAUCUAUAAUCUCACCUUCCACAUGCACACCCACAACGAUAAGAAACCCUAUACGUGCCGUGUUUGCCACAAGGGUUUCUGCCGCAACUUCGACCUGAAGAAACACAUGCGCAAGUUGCACGACAUCGGUAGCGGUCCACUCGAUAUCGAUGAGAACACCAAUGAGCGUUUGGAAAGACGUCGUGAAUAUACCAGACGCGACCAAAGCCUUGAAUACCAUGGAGGACAUUUGAAUUCAAAUUCCUCCGAUGGUUCAAUGUCGCCACCCAUCAAUGUAACUACACCUCCCUUGUCUAGCAAUGAAGGCAGUAGUUCAGCAUGGCCGACAUCUUCUCAAUACUCAUCCGGUAAUCCUCACAACUAUUCGGCGACAGCUUUAACACCACCCUCCGUAACAAAUUUCCGUACAGCUACCGAAUAUGGUGGUAGUUCGGCCUUCAUAAAUUUCGCCCAGUCAUCAGCCACACAAGCAGCAUCCUCUAGCGCCCAUCUCAACCCCAAUCAUCCACAACACAUGGCGACGGCCAAUCAUCAGAGAUUAUCGGCAGCAGCCGCAGCUGUUUCGGCAAUGGACAACGUACCCUUCAUUGCCAAAGUGUUUUGACACAGAUACUAUGCUGAUACCUUGGUUCAUCACCACAGCCAUCAUCAUCAUCACCAUAACCAGCAUUCGGGUGC